Molecule: messenger RNA, 2671 nt
Organism: Hipposideros armiger (great roundleaf bat)
Lineage: Eukaryota; Metazoa; Chordata; Mammalia; Chiroptera; Hipposideridae
Gene: SH3BP2
Product: SH3 domain binding protein 2
Exons: 14
Coding region: 199-2190 (663 amino acids)
Biological process (GO): signal transduction
Molecular function (GO): SH3 domain binding
Source: RefSeq, a predicted model, not a curated record
CCUACCUCCGGGGAGGAUCUGGGAGGACCUGCCCAAGCCAAGGUUCCUGCCAACUGGGCACUGAGGGGCAGCUGGCUCAGGGCUGGCGUCUUGGGAAACAGGGACGCAGCCCUACUCUGGGCCCAGGCCAGUGGCCUCCAUGUUGAUUCACCCACCCCCUCGCAGACCUGCACCCGUUCCAGCGGGCAGCACCCAAGGAUGGUGCAGGAGAUGCUGUGUGGGAUACCCAAGGCGGGGCCCUUCUUGGGGCGGAAGGGGCGAGGCCGCGGGUCUGGCAGCGUGCUGGUAGGAGGCUCUGAAGGCGAGGCAGGGAGAAGGCCGAGGGGGCUGGAGGUUGGGCCCGGGGCGUGGGAAGGUUUCAAGCAGGGGCUGGUUUAUGUUUUCAAAGCUCCGUCUGGGGUCUGGAGACCCCCACCCCCCAAAGCAGUGGCUGAAGAGGCUUGGGCAGGACCUGGGCUGACCCUUGGCCCCUCCCCAGCGGUGCUGGCUGGCUCCCACCCACCCUGCUUCAUGGCGGCUGAAGAGAUGCACUGGCCUGUCCCCAUGAAGGCCAUUGGUGCCCAGAACCUGCUGACCAUGCCUGGGGGUGUGACCAAGGCUGGCUACCUGCACAAGAAGGGUGGCACCCAGCUGCAGCUGCUCAAAUGGCCCCUGCGCUUUGUCAUCAUCCACAAACGAUGCAUCUACUACUUCAAAAGCAGCACGUCCGCCUCCCCACAGGGCGCCUUCUCGCUGAGCGGCUACAACCGGGUGAUGCGGGCGGCUGAGGAGACGACGUCCAACAACGUCUUCCCCUUCAAGAUUGUCCACAUCAGCAAGAAGCACCGCACGUGGUUCUUCUCAGCCUCCUCUGAGGACGAGCGCAAGAGCUGGAUGGUCUUACUGCGCAGAGAGAUCGGCCACCUCCACGAGAAAAAGGAGCUGCCUCUGGACACCAGUGACUCCAGCUCGGACACGGACAGCUUCUACGGUGCGGUCGAACGGCCUGUGGACAUCAGCCUCUCUCCGUACCCCACAGACAACGAAGACUAUGAUGAUGAGGAUGACUCGUACCUGGAGCCUGACUCCCCUGAGCCUGGCAAGCCUGAGGAUGCCCUGAUCCAUCCGCCGGCCUACCCCCCGCCGCCUGUGCCCACACUCAGGAAGCCAGCCUUCUCCGAUGUGCUCCGUGCCCACUCCUUUACCUCCAAGGGCCCAGGCCCUCUGCUUCCACCCCCGCCCCCUAAGCGUUGUCUCCCCGAUGCUGGCCUGGCUCCCGAGGACCCCAAGAGGGACCUGCUGGGCCUGAGGUGGGCUGAGUCUGGCCCCAGAGUUCCUGCUGCCUCCCGGAGGAUGAGCGACCCCCCGCUGGGCAGCCUGCCCACCUUGCCCAACCUCCGGAAACCGCCUUGCUUUCAUGAGAGCACCAGCCCCGGCCCAGAGCCCCGGAUCCCCAGCCAUGGGUCCAGCUCUGCCAGCACGGUCACUGCCACCUCCAGGAACUGUGAUAAACUCAAGUCCUUCCACCUGUCCCCCCGGGGGCCGCCCACGCCUGAGCCCCCGCCUGUGCCAGCCAACAAACCCAAGUUCCUGAAGAUAAUUGAAGAGGCCUCCCCGAGGGACACAGCCAGGCCUGGACUCGUGCCCACUGUGGCCCCCAGGCCUCCUGCAUUGAAGCUGCCCAUGCCGGAAGCCACAGCCCGACUUGCAGUCCUGCCCAGGCCAGAGAAGCCACCCCUCCCCCAACUCCAGCGAUCGCCCCCUGAUGGCCAGAGUUUCAGGAGCUUCGCCUUUGAAAAACCCCGUCUACCCUCGCAGGCCGAGUCCUUGCAGUCCGACACUGGUGGGGGUGACUCUGACGAGGACUAUGAGAAGGUGCCGCUGCCCAGCUCGGUCUUCGUCAACACCACGGAAUCCUAUGAAGUGGAGAGACUGUUCAAAGCCACAGCCCCACGGGGAGAACCCCAGGACGGACUUUACUGCAUUCGGAACUCCUCCACGAAGUCCGGGAAGGUGCUGGUCGUGUGGGACGAAACCUCCAGCAAAGUAAGGAACUACCGUGUCUUUGAGAAGGACUCUAAAUUCUACCUGGAGGGCGAGGUCCUGUUUGUGAGUGUGGGCAGCCUGGUGGAACACUACCACACCCACACGCUGCCCGGCCACCAGAGCCUGCUGCUGCAGCACCCCUACGGCUACACCGGGCCCAGGUGACACCAGCACCUCAUGCUACGGGGAAGAGGCGACUAUGGGGCCAGCACCCCAGGCCACGCAGAUGAGACUGGCAUUCAUGGGAGGCGGAGCAGGAGUGCGUGCCCUGCUCUGACCUGAGGCCUCCCCAACACACACCUUGUGGAAUUUGCCAGGCCAGGCCCCACACAGCAGACUGGGUCCUUGGAGUUAGGCCAGGCCUCAGGCCCCAGGCCCCCAAGGACUGGGGGGCUUUCCUAUCCCACCCCACCCACCCCAUCACACUUCCCAGGAGCCCGGGGUCCUGGGACCAAGCCCCACCUGGGCUUCGUGGACAGGAAUUCUGGUUCCCCCGCCCCCAGCACACUCACGUUGUACUGGGCUGGGAGCUGGGCAGGGCAUUUGGGGUUGGGGCAGGGGCUGGCCCCAGAACCCCACCAGGAACGCUAAGGCCCAGGCUCCAGGAGGGGCCUGUGCCACACAAUAAAGCACAGAUGACCUUUGA